Molecule: messenger RNA, 1811 nt
Organism: Cephus cinctus (wheat stem sawfly)
Lineage: Eukaryota; Metazoa; Arthropoda; Insecta; Hymenoptera; Cephidae
Exons: 4
Coding region: 301-681 (126 amino acids)
Source: RefSeq, a predicted model, not a curated record
AUCGGUAUGAACAUUUUCACAAUAACGUGGAUCAUCUUUUCCGUCAUCGUAACCAACGCCUACCCCGGCAGUCUGGUAAGUUUUCUAACGGCCGUCGUCAUGCCAACGAAGCCAGAGACAACCAAGGAUUUGCUAAAACCAAAAAUACCGUUUGCCAGCGCGGCAACCUUGAAUAAUUUGUACAAUUCCAAAGAUCCAGAUGACUAAGAGGUGUACAAGAAUUUCCAGAAUAUUGUAUUGUCCAAAUACGUAACAAAAUUUAUAUCUAAAAGUACGUCCGGGUAUAUUUCCCUGUGACAAAUGCCAAUAUCACGUUCGCAACUCCACUCAACAACUGCGUUGACAUUCAAAGGAAACGUUCAUUUUUAUAUACCGAAGGAACCAGUUCUUUAUUAUCCAACGCCAUUCGUCUUCCAGCGAGGAUCGGCUUACAUAGACGAGUUCAACCGGAAGAUAGGCGAACUCACGGAAGCAGGAUUCAUUCGGUGGUGGAUCAGUAGAAAUCAUACAGGAUCUUCUAGGAAGUCCAGUACGUCCGUGGAAGCGGCACUUAAAUUCUCGCAGAUGGCCAGUGUCUUCGUUCUGUGGUUAAUUGGCCUCCUGAGUGCCGUAAUAACCUUCCUCGACGAGAUAACGUCGAGACGUAACCGAAAGCCAGGAUCAAUCGCGUAUUUAAAAUGAGACACGUUGUUCAAGUACAGAAGAAAAACAAUUUUCUCCAUACAGUUAGUUCGACGUUCGUACGCCAGGGGGUUUCACUGUAACGUGGGGAGAUUCAAUCGCUCAUCGUUUAGCCAGAAAAUUUAAUACGUUCUUCAAGGACUUCAUCUUCCUCCAAAAGAAGAUCAAGCGGAUACCUUGUACCACGUGAUGUGGAUGAAUGAAUAUUCAUAAGUCCAAGUACAGUAGAGCCUGAAGCGACGUGUGAAGUAUUGAGGUAUUACAGGACAACCGUUCGGUAGGGUUAUGUUGUAGGAGUCGAGAUAAAAAGCCAACCACCGGCAUGAUAAGAGAUUCUCUGAUCUCUCCCUAAUUACACCCUGCGGCGAAUCAGCUGACGCUUAAUGGCAAAUUACAUUUUUGCCAGUACCGUUUCUCUUUUUAGAAUUUCAUCACGAUUGUAGCGGUAUAUGUCUGAGACUUUUCGGACACCCUGUAUAUACGAAAACGGUCUCGGCAUAUAUGCCAAACGUAUAUAUAAAUGGAGCAGUACCGUUUUCGUAUGUACAUCUACAAUAUAUAAUUCGGUAUAUAACCGUACUAUGUAAUACAUAGCUGUAUAUAGGAUACGUAGAGAACUGUCCGAAAAGGGAUUCUCGAGAUCCCAAUGGGAUUCUCUCGAACCCAAAGGACUUUCCAAGGUCCAUGGGCGUCACGUUUCCCGAUAAAUCUCGCGCCUCGGCGAAAAUUUAAGCAGGCAAACAACAACGACAGCCGCCACUGCAGCUACAGCCGUUGCCACUUUACGGCCCAUAAAGACGGAACAGACCAAAACCGACAUUUUCCUACGUUCGGCCUUUUUUGAGAGCCGAACCAAAAUGUCCCGAUCAAACUGAGAAAAUCCCUGACCAGAAGAUUUCGAGGGGGUUCGAAUAUUUUGAUCUUUUAAAAAAUUCUUUCCAUACAAUUUCCUGUGACGACAUAACCAACGUGAUAACCAACCAAAUUCAUUUUCCACAAUUUAUUCGAUAAUUUUGGUAAUACUGUAACAAAAUGGCCGAACUGCCGUUUAUGGUUAAAAAAAAAAAGAAAAUGCUUGACGAGCGCGAUUAACGUGACUUUCAGCACUGUGUUACUGGUGAGGUAGUGUA